UAAAAUGCAGCGUGGGACACUUUUGAGCGAUAACUAAAAAUAAUCGGUCAUUCGACUCUUCGAACAGGUUCACUAAAUGAACCGACUCGCUAAAAGAUUCGGACUUUCCACAUCUAAGUGGAUGGAGGUGGGGGCCGGGGAGGGACUUCUUGGACCAAAAGAGGAUUCAAACGUGUUUAUGAGUUUAGAGUAGAACCGUCGCAUUCAGUCAGUCAAUGGACUCGGGCGCAUUGCGAUAACCGGCCUCAUUGUGUUCGCUUCAGGCUGGGAAGCAAAACCGAGGGAGAUUCGGUCCAGAAGAUCGCCCAAAACAAAGGUGUGUCCAUCUGAAAGACAUUCAUUGUCAAAAAAGGACAGGACACGCGCAAAAGAGCGAGCUCGUCGCUGGGAACAAUGAUGCUGAUUGAAGUUUUGGUAUUAUGAGCAAGGCGCGCGGAUUGUUGGAAACCCAUUGAUGCGUCAUAUAUAGUUGCUCUUCUCAUUCUUAAUCAGAUUAGAGUGUGCAGUACGGAUUCCUGGCGCGCUCUCCAAAUCAUUCCAAACGCGGCGUUUCUAUUAUUCCCGUGAGCGGUUCCCAGAUCCACAGCGAUGAAUUACCAGUCGAGCGUCCCGGUCUCGGUGUCAGUGUCCGGUAUCUCUCAGCAGUCCCAGCCCGCCAUGCCCACCCCGGGCACGGUACCCGCACCGGUGCCAGUUCCUCAGCAGAUUCCGCCUCAGUUCGGAUCCGGAUCGUCUGGGAGCUCCGGGGCGGGUCAGUUUGGCUCGGGAACCGUAUCGGGCCCUGCAGCGCAGUCCGGCGCGUCGGGCUCCCAGUUUGUUUUGUCCAACUCCGCAGCCAUCAGAGCCGAGAUCCAUCGGUUCGAGUCCGUCCACCCGAACAUUUAUGCAAUAUACGACCUGAUCGAGCGCAUCGAUGACCUGGCCCUCCAGAACCAGAUCCGCGAGCAUGUGAUCUCUAUUGAAGCUUUCACACGCUAGGAGCCAAAGCCUCAUGAAUGUGACCCGAGCGAUCU
Molecule: messenger RNA, 1013 nt
Organism: Sinocyclocheilus grahami
Lineage: Eukaryota; Metazoa; Chordata; Actinopteri; Cypriniformes; Cyprinidae
Product: arf-GAP with GTPase, ANK repeat and PH domain-containing protein 3-like
Exons: 2
Coding region: 589-978 (129 amino acids)
Source: RefSeq, a predicted model, not a curated record